Messenger RNA from Amphimedon queenslandica, 1356 nucleotides. RefSeq names its product CAD protein-like. Gene Ontology annotation, cellular component: cytoplasm. Gene Ontology annotation, molecular function: allantoinase activity; carboxyl- or carbamoyltransferase activity; amino acid binding. The transcript has 10 exons. NCBI's taxonomy places the organism in Eukaryota, Metazoa, Porifera, Demospongiae, Haplosclerida, Niphatidae. The annotation marks the transcript as partial. The record is from RefSeq and is a predicted model, not a curated record. Gene Ontology annotation, biological process: purine nucleobase catabolic process; amino acid metabolic process.
UGUGCUAGAGCAGGUGCCAGAUGUGAUUACGGCAUAUAUUUAGGAGCCAGUGCUGACAACUAUCCUUACUUACACAGACUCUCAAGUCAAUCUUUUGCACUUAAAAUGUAUUUAAAUAAAACUUUCACUUCACUAAGACUUGACUCAAUGGAGUCUUGGAUCAAACAUUUUGAGAAUUGGUCCUCUGAUCGAGUUAUUUGUGUUCACGCCGAGGAAAGGACAACAGCUGCUGUCCUACUCUUAGCUGAACUAUACAAGAAGCGUGUUCACGUCUGCCAUGUAGCAAGAAAAGAGGAAAUUAUCAUCAUUCGUGCUGCUAAAGAGAAAGGUCUUCCUGUCACGUGUGAAGUGGCUCCUCAUCAUCUCUUCCUCACUCAUGAGGAUGCCGUGAGACUCGGAGGAGGGAAAGGAGAAGUCAGGCCUUGUCUGGUGACUGCUGAAGACCAGGAGGCUCUCUGGGAGAACAUGGACAUCAUUGAUAGCUUUGCAACUGACCACGCUCCACACACUUUAGAAGAGAAGGAGAGCUCUUCUCCCCCACCUGGUCUCCCUGGACUAGAGACAAUGCUUCCUCUAUUGCUAACAGCUGUCAGUCAGGGAAGACUCACCAUUGAUGAUGUCAUUCUCAGACUCUAUACCAAUCCUAUGAAGAUAUUCGGACUCCGCCCACAACUUGAUACCCACAUUGAGGUUGAUUUAGACGAAGAAUGGAUAAUACCCGAUUCUCUUCAAUACUCAAAAGCAAAAUGGACACCGUUUGCCGGUAUGAAAGUCAAAGGUUGUGUCAAACGAGUCGUCUUACGUGGAGAAACAGUUUUUGUUGACGGCAAGGUCCUUGCCGAGCCUGGCUAUGGUCAAGACGUGAGACUCCAGCCUCCUCUCUCUCCCCCUCUCUCGUCAGCAAGGGGUGUGGCUAAGACUCAUUAUCACCAGUCGGGCGGAGUUGAGUCAGCCAGUGAUGGUCCUGAGGUGGGGUCCCUCCCUAACAGGACGCGGCACGACUCUGAACCCACUGGGAUCAAAGUAUUGGAUGCUCCAUCUUCUCCUCACAAGCGGUUCAAUUCCCCCUUGCGUGGGCGACUUCGCUCCCCCAGCCCAUUAGAUUAUCGUCCUCAGACUCCGCCCUCUUUUGAUUUGCAUUCCGACACGUCGAGCUCCGCCUAUAACGACACCUCGGCAUUACCAUGGCAACCCAUGUUUUACAAGCGUAACAUAUUGUCAGUCAGUCAGUUUAAUAAAGAGCAGCUUCAUUAUUUAUUUAACUUGAGUCAAGAGAUGAGGAAAAGGGUUAAGAAACAUGGCUGCCUUGACAUAUUGAAAGGUAGAGUCUUAGGUUCUAUGUUUUAUGAGGUUAGU